AUGGCGCCUCGCACACCAUUGAUACUCAUUUUAACCUGGUUCGCAGCGAAUUGCUGCGCUUCUGCGAUUUCGUCGUCUUCAAGUCACUCACCCACUCGCACAUAUGCGGCUUUGGGGGAUUCCUACGCUGCCGGGGCAGGCGCUGGCCAUCUGAUAUUCACGCCAGGCUGGGGCUACGGCUGUGGUCACUGGUCAGAUGCCUAUCCCGUUCAGAUUUCCAACAGCUCAAAAUUGGGCUUCGGCGAGUUCAGAAACCUCGCUUGUGGCGGCGCCACCAGUAGCACAGUGCUUCAUGAUCAGGUUCCGCGCAUUGCCAACUCUGAUGUCGUCAGUAUCACGGUCAGCGGGAACGAAGUGGAAUUCUUCAUGGUGCUCAACGAGUGCGUCUAUCACUGGUGGACAUCAUCGAGUUGCGAGGCCAAGCUAGUCGAGGCCAGAGCGCGCAUAGAAUCUCACGUGCUAUGGGACAAUUUCCAAGCCCUCGUUCGAGGCGCUCUCGACAGAUUGAAACCUGGUGCAUUAUUAUUGGUUACGGGGUAUGCGAGAUUCUUCAACGAAAGGACCGAUAUCUGUGACCACGUCACGUUUAGCCGCACGAGACCGCUGGAUUACCUUACCAAGGCGAAGAGGACGGCCUUGAAUCACCUGGUUGGCAUGUUGAACGAUGUUAUCCGAGCGACUGCGGAGGCUUAUGGGGCAGUGUACGUCGAUAUAGAUGCCGCGUUUGAAGGUCAUAGGUUUUGCGAAGCCGGUGUGCAGGAGCCGGACCUGGGAAGAGAGGAGACGUGGUUCUUCAAUCUUCCAUCGGCUAUGACCGACGAGGUUGUAACGAAGCAGCCGUUGCAGAAUCCGAUCGGGGUUGCACAUGGACGCAGCAUCGGAGUGUCGAACAGCGACAUCCUCGAUAUGGAGAGGUGGAGGGUGUUUCAUCCUACGAGUCUCGGCCACAAAGGGAUUGCUGGGGUGUUGAUAGACGAGGUCGUUGCACGCCACGACGGCUGGGUGAGUUAA
Messenger RNA from Exophiala spinifera, 1011 nucleotides. RefSeq lists its product as uncharacterized. Gene Ontology annotation, molecular function: hydrolase activity, acting on ester bonds. The coding region runs from base 1 to 1011 and encodes 336 amino acids. The transcript has a single exon. The record is from RefSeq and is a predicted model, not a curated record. NCBI's taxonomy places the organism in Eukaryota, Fungi, Ascomycota, Eurotiomycetes, Chaetothyriales, Herpotrichiellaceae.